CUAUAAACUAUUAUAACUCAACAGCUUAUAUUACAAAUAAAUCAAAUUUGUAACAUAAAAACCUACAUUGUAAAACUAUAGAUAUAGCAACUAGUGAAGAUCCUUCAAUAUGUCCUCACAAGUAGUGCAGUUGCAUGUCAAAAAAAAUCAUGUAGUUUUGGACAAUGGUAUACUACAAGUGUAUUUAUCAAAUCCAGAUGGAUUUGUGACUAGAAUACAAUAUAAUGGCAUUGAUAAUCUGCUUGAAGCUCUUAAUGAAAAGAAUAAUCGAGGGUAUUGGGAUCUUGUUUGGAGUGAAGCAGGAAGCACCGGAACAACCGGAACAUCCGAGCGGGUUGUGGGAACAAGUUUUAAGGUUAUAAUGGAAACAGAGGAACAAGUUGAAAUCUCAUUUACAAGAAUAUGGGAUCAAUCUCUAAAGGGAAAGCAAUCAGCUCUAAAUAUAGACAAAAGGUAUGUGAUGCUAAGCAAUUCGUCAGGAUUCUACUCUUAUGCUAUCUUUGAGCACCUGAAGGAGUGGCCAGCUUUUAACAUACCUCAAAUAAGGAUUGUUUAUAAGCUUCGUAAAGACAAGUUUCAUUACAUGGCUGUGGCGGAUGAUAGACAGAGGUUGAUGCCUCUACCUGAUGAUCGAUUACCCGGAAGAGGAGAAGAACUUGUUCCUCCAGAAGCUGUUUUGCUUGUUAAUCCAGUUGAACCAGAGUUCACAGGAGAGGUUGAUGACAAGUACCAAUACUCAAGUGAGAACAUAAACCUUAAGGUUCAUGGAUGGAUAAGUACAGAAUCUGAAACAAAUCCAGCAACAGGGUUUUGGGUAAUCAUACCCAGCAAUGAGUUUCGAUCAGGUGGCCUUGUUAAACAGAAUCUCACCUCUCAUGUUGGCCCCAUCAGUCUUGCAAUGUUUCUUAGUGCUCAUUACGCAGGAGAGGAUAUAGUGCUUAAACUCCAGCCCAAUGAGCCAUGGAAGAAAGUUUUUGGGCCAACUUUUGUCUAUCUUAACACCUUGUUGGAUGGUAAUGAGGAUCCACUAGAGCUUUGGGAGGACGCCAAAUACCAGAUGAACAAGGAAGUACAAAGUUGGCCCUAUGAUUUUCCAGCUUCAGAUGAUUUUCAAAAGCCAAACCAACGUGGCAGCGUUUGUGGCACAUUACUAGUUCGUGACAGGUGUGUAAGUGACGAGUGCAUAAUAGCUCAAGGUGCAUACAUAGGAUUGGCACCACCAGGAGAUGUUGGAUCUUGGCAAAGAGAAUGCAAGGGAUACCAAUUUUGGACCAAAGCAAACAAGGAAGGCUACUUUUUAAUCAAUAAUAUAAGGAGUGGAGAUUACAAUCUAUAUGCAUGGGUUCCAGGUUUUAUUGGAGAAUAUUGGAACAAUGGAGUCCUCAAAAUAACCUCAGGUUGUGAAAUAAACCUUGGUGACAUAAUUUAUGAGCCUCCAAGAGAUGGUCCAACAUUAUGGGAGAUUGGAAUUCCUGAUCGCUCUGCUGCUGAGUUCUAUGUUCCAGAUCCUAAUCCAAAAUUCAUAAACAAGCUUUUUAUUGACCAUCCAGAUAAGUUUAGGCAAUUUGGCUUGUGGGAAAGAUAUGCAGAGUUAUACCCAGAUGAAGAUUUGAUUUAUACCGUUGGUAUUAGUGAUUACACAAAAGAUUGGUUUUAUGCCCAGGUCACCAGGAAGAAAUAUGAUGGCAGUUAUCAAGGAACUACAUGGCAAAUUAAGUUCAACCUAGAUGAUGUGGAAGCAAAUAGAAUCUAUAAAUUGCGAUUGGCUCUUGCAAGUGCAAAUGUCUCUGAGUUACAAGUUAGAGUAAAUGAUUUGAAACAAGAUCCUCCACUAUUUACUACGGGUGUGAUUGGAAAGGACAAUGCAAUAGCUAGACAUGGAAUUCAUGGACUCUAUUGGCUCUUCAACAUUGAUGUGUCAAGUAUUUUGCUAUCCCAAGGAGAUAAUACUAUAUUUUUAACACAAGCUAUGGCUACUGGCCCCUUGGCUCUCUUUCAAGGAAUAAUGUAUGACUAUAUUCGUUUAGAAGGCCCCAAAUAUGUUUCUUCCCAUUAAAGAAAACUAGACGGCUGCCCGUGCGUUGCACGGGUUCAGCGGAACAUGAUUUAUAUACCAAUCAUGGUUGCUAUGAGCCAAGGAAGCUAGUCAUAAGCAUAUAUGGACAUUUCUUAGGGGGAGUAUCAUUUAUAUAUCAAUCAUGGAUGCUAUGAGCCGAGGAAGUUAGUCAUAAGCAUACAAAAAUUACUUUGGGGGAGCAUCAUUUAUAUAUCAAUCAUGGAUGUAAAGGAUAUGGUGCAAUAUGGAUAUAUCAUGUAGUGUAAUAAAGUGUACAAAUUAUGAUAGGUUAGUACAAAAAAAGUACGAACCAUUGUUGAUAAUUAUGGGGCGAAAACUAAAAAUUUAGAUAAGCGGCAUGCAGAAAUUACAAACCUUUGUAUCAGGAACGCAUAAAAAUUAGGAAUCUAUGUGAAUGCUCAAA
Molecule: messenger RNA, 2480 nt
Organism: Trifolium pratense (red clover)
Lineage: Eukaryota; Viridiplantae; Streptophyta; Magnoliopsida; Fabales; Fabaceae
Product: probable rhamnogalacturonate lyase C
Exons: 15
Coding region: 110-2056 (648 amino acids)
Molecular function (GO): carbohydrate binding
Source: RefSeq, a predicted model, not a curated record